Messenger RNA from Theileria annulata, 822 nucleotides. RefSeq lists its product as uncharacterized. The transcript has a single exon. Gene Ontology annotation, molecular function: protein phosphatase regulator activity. The record is from RefSeq and is a predicted model, not a curated record. Gene Ontology annotation, cellular component: cytoplasm; nucleus; protein phosphatase 4 complex. Bases 1 to 822 code for a protein of 273 amino acids. NCBI's taxonomy places the organism in Eukaryota, Apicomplexa, Aconoidasida, Piroplasmida, Theileriidae. Gene Ontology annotation, biological process: protein dephosphorylation.
AUGAAUUCCUCUAAAGUUUGUAAAGCCUUGGACGAGAUCAAUAUCGACGAGGAAUACUGGAAGCUAAAGUCCGAUUUACUCAAAGAAUUCACUUCAAAGGAAGACUGUGUUCCAGGCGCCGCUUACAAACAAAUUCUAAACGGAGUUUUGGAUGUUCUCAGCCAAUAUGAAGAUAUAGAUAAAGAAGUGAAGCUAAAUAAGGAGUGCUUUAUAGUAAUUGAGGACAUUGCAACUACUGGUAAGUGCAGGUACCCCUGGAAGGUCGUGAAGAUGCUGAUCGUCGUAGUAUAUAACAAACUUUUUGAUGAACUUUAUCAGUCAAAUAGGGCCUCCAAAGGUGUCCAGAACUCUGCUACAACAGGAACUGAUUCUUCUGAACCCUCAGAUUCAUCAACUGAUUCAGAAAAGCCUAAGGAAUCUCAGCCAGCUAAUAACAAAAUUAACCAACUGGAAUCUGAGGAGGAAUUUCGACAACUGAAGAUUGAUUGUUUGGUCCACCUUGUGGAGUUUGACAUUCCUCCAUUUACUCUUCAACGCAUUUGUGAGAUUCCCCUGAAGCAGCCUUACACAGUUUUCAGGAAACUUUUUAACGCAUACAGGAAGCUUUUCAACGUCAGGAACAUCGAGUACGAGCCGAUAAAAAUGCCAGAGUUUUUCAACCCUUCAGACCACCCUCAGCUGGACCGUGUGUACAGUAUUCUGGACUCCUGGGAGGCCAAGUAUAGGAACCUCGCGCCUGAAUGGAGCGAUGAGCUUCUCUUUGACAAUUCUGAAGAUUUCGAAUCUUCUGACGAAAAGCCAUUCAAACGACCUCUAGAAUAA